CCCAACAACAACGACAGCAGCAAGCACAUGCUAGUACAGUCAAAUAAUAAUUUAAAAAAAGGUUCCUUAUACGCCUGAUAUUGCUGUUCCAAAUUUAUCGUGAUAAAAUACGAGACUCGGACUGCUUCAGAGGCUUUAGUGUGUGUGGCGGAGGGUGGGGGCUCUGUGAGAAGUGGUUAUUCAUGAUUUAAUAACAGUGUCUCAAAGACGGACGCAGCAAGUGAAGAGACAUACAUAAAGCUGACUUCCAUCGAAUUGUUUUUUUUUAUUUGUCAGAGGGCUUACAUUUACAGUAGAGAAAGAACACAGAGUAUACAUUCUACAUCAUGUGCAGAGAACCACCGAGGCCAUCGCCUACAUGUAACCAGGCAAAUAUCAUUUCUAUCCAUGGUGUGAACUGUGUCCUUUGUGCUUUUCUCGACUGUAAGUAUGCUCUUAUCCUCGAGGGGCCGUUGGCAGUCACGUAUAGACGCUGACCAGCCCUAUAGUUUAGGAACACCGAGCCGGCGAACAGCGAGAGCGGAGUUUAACCGCGCAGAGCAGUUUUUUACCAGAGUCUCCGAGGUGGCUGAUGGCAAUGGGCCGGUUCCCGGCCGCCAAGAAAGUGGUCAUGAAGUUCGCUGGCAACGCCCCUGAGCACGUAAUUGACGACAUAAUCGAGGAGGCCAAGCGCAAGAAGGCUGCGGCUCAAGACAUUAGCAGAGCAAGCAUCGCUGACUUGUUCUCUACAAAGGUGUGGGCGAGCAGAACGGCGCUGUUCAGCUUCGAGCUGAUAAUUUACAGUUUUGUAUGGUACCAUAUCACCGCCUCGACGGGAAGCGUGGGCGGCAAUCCAUACGUGAGCUUUACCAUCGGCGCAUCAUCCGAGUACCCGACGAGGCUGAUCAACGUGCUGCUCAUCAAGUACUGCCGUCGGCGGUUCGCCAUCUGCGGCAGCAUGUGCUUUGCGGCGCUGGUCAUGGUCGCCUUGUGGCCCGUGCCUUCCGAAUACUCAUGGCUGCGGCUGGGCCUGCUGAUGUUGGGUAAGAUGGGCACGUCGAUGCAAGGCGCAGUGUUGCGCGUCCAGCUGAGCGAGAUCUACCCGACCGUGGUGCGCUCGGUCGCCAUGGGCUUCUGCAGCACGGUGGGCUGGCUGGGCUCGGUUCUGGCACCCUUCCUCGACGACCUGGGUGAAGCGACGCAACCGUGGGUGCCAAUCGUGGUGUUGGCAGGCCUCUGCAUGGCGGGAGCUGGCGCAUCCUGGCUGCUUCCGGAGAGCUUCCAGAACACGCUGGAGGACGGGUUCUCCACUGGCGAGGCCGCAGUGAACGAGUGA
Molecule: messenger RNA, 1315 nt
Organism: Dermacentor silvarum
Lineage: Eukaryota; Metazoa; Arthropoda; Arachnida; Ixodida; Ixodidae
Product: organic cation transporter protein
Exons: 5
Coding region: 572-1315 (247 amino acids)
Biological process (GO): transmembrane transport
Cellular component (GO): membrane
Molecular function (GO): transmembrane transporter activity
Source: RefSeq, a predicted model, not a curated record